AUGCAUGCCCUAGAAACCGCUGCCCAACAAUGGCUUGAGACCCUAUCGCGACGAAAGCCGUCUGCUGUAGAUGCCGAAGAUUUACGCGUAUCCCUUGAAUCUGGCGUAAACGGACUACUCAACUCACUAUCAGCUGUGAAAGAGCGCCUGAACGAACUCACGCUGCCGUUCCUUCUGCCUCCCGAACUGCUCGCUCAUGUGUUCUCUUUCUUGGCUUACCCCGAUGCGGCGAAGUCGGCCUUUACAGGCGAACGUAGAGCCAAGGCCUGGAGUUGGACGGCUGUUACGCACGUAUGUCGUAGAUGGAGAAGGACAGCCAUCAGCACUCCGUCGCUAUGGACGCGCUUAUCACCGGAUAUGCGACCACCAUGGGAGGUCUUUCUCGACCGGGCGAAGGACGCGCCCCUCAAGAUCGAUGGAUUCAACCAGUACAACGCCUCUCCCUUCCACUUCCGCCUUAUUCAUGGACACCGGCACCAUAUACACACCCUUGUGCUGACAGGGCUUAACCGUGCCGAUACAUGUGAUGCGGUCGCUUGCCUCAUCGGGUCAUUACCUAUGCUCGAGACCCUCCUCAUAAAGCCAAAGGACGCCUAUGAUGACCCACCGGAGCUUCCACCGAACUUUCUCUCAGACGUCGCUCCCCGUUUGCGGGAGCUCACUCUUGUCGGUGUGCGAUUUCCGUGGGAUACCGGUUCUGCACUACUCAAGACAUUCCGGCACGAUGUUCGCCCUCGCCGGUUUCGGAACCACCAACCUUCGCCCGCACAUCCAACUCUUUCUACUGUCUUGCGUACUUUGCAGCAGAUGCCAGCACUUGAGACGCUUGUCCUAGAGAUAUAUCCGCCUGCCGGAAGUGUCGAUUCGUUGACGUUUAGCCACGGCUCUAAUACCGUAUCUUUGCUCAAUCUUCGAGCGCUGCGACUAGCGAGCCAUGACGACUCAUGCUGGCACCUGUGGUCAAGACUUCGCAUGCCGCCAACUGCGAUAUUGUCAAUAUGUGCCAUGGAGAGGAACCAGCCCAUUGCCUUGAUCGCGGAUCUCCUGAGACGAUGCGUUCUUGCGUCCCCGCUCCCCAACUUCUCUUCGAUCGACGUCUCAUUCUCAGAAUCUCGAGAACCGGGCAAGAACGUCGUCAUCAAGCUGGGGAAGGGGGCGCACCAGUCAACGUACAGCGACCCCGGUUAUCAAGAUACCACAGCACGCGUACGAUUCACGGAGCCCGUCGUUGUCCUUGACAUCUGUACCGAUAGGCAUGCGAAUGACAUGGUUGUUCGGGAGAUACUGAGAGAUGUCCAUUUCGACAACAUACGCAUACUCUCCAUAUCGUUGGAAUCGAACGCCCCCUGGGACAGCACGGUGUUCUACGACACAUUCCUCCGCCUUCGCUCCGUCACCACCUUCAAACUCUUCGGGAUGUGUGCAGCAGCUGCAAGCAUUUGCGCGGCGCUGGUGCCCAUCUCCCCGCCCGAACCGGGGUCUUCGUUCACCAGUGGCGGGCACGCCAGCGAAAUCAUAUUCCCAGCUCUAGAAGAGCUGGAUUGCUUCAGGGUCGACUUUUCGACGUCCGCCAGAAAUCGCACCGGGCAUGAAUUACUCGGCCGAGAUGCUUUGACUCAGAUGCUUGAACGUCGCGUAAGCUGGUUCGGCAUGCGAUUGCGCAAGCUUGGAAUCAGAGCUUGUCAGAUCAGUAAUGAGGAGGUGGACGUAUGGGAGAAGUACGUUCGGACGUGA
Peniophora sp. CBMAI 1063 is the source of this 1734-nucleotide messenger RNA. Lineage: Eukaryota; Fungi; Basidiomycota; Agaricomycetes; Russulales; Peniophoraceae. The record is from the annotation of a GenBank genome assembly.